AGGCGCAGGCGCAGGGGGCCCGGAGGCCGCGCCGAAGAGUGCGCCUGAGGCUGCCCCGCCCCCAGCUCUCACCGCGUGAGCCGGGAACCCGUCACCCCGGCUGCUUGGGUCGCCGUGGUCGGUCGUCGUCAUGGCCUCUUCGUGGGAUGAGCUGACCAUUUCCUUUUCUCGCAUGUCUAUGUUCCCCUUUUUUGACAUCGCCCACUACCUGGUAUCCGUGAUGGCGCUGAAGCGUCAGCCGGGAGCAGUGGCGGUGGCAUGGAAGAAUCCGAUUUCAAGUUGGUUUACUGCUAUGCUCCACUGUUUUGGUGGAGGAAUUUUAUCCUGUUUACUGCUUGCAGAGCCUCCAUUGAGGUUUCUUACAAACACCACUAAUAUAUUACUGGCAUCUUCAAUCUGGUAUAUUGUUUUUUUUUGCCCAUGUGACCUAGUUUCCCAGGGCUAUUCUUUCCUACCUGUUCAACUCUUGGCUGCAGGAAUGAAGGAAGUGACCAGAACUUGGAAAAUAGUAGGUGGAGUCACACAUGCUAAUAGCCAUUACAAAAAUGGCUGGAUAGUCAUGAUAGCUAUUGGAUGGGCCCGAGGUGCAGGUGGUAGCAUUAUCACAAAUUUUGAGCUAUUGGUAAAAGGAGAUUGGAAACCACAAGCGGAUGAAUGGAUGAAGAUGUCCUACCCUGCCAAGGUAACCCUGCUGGGGUCAAUUAUCUUCACAUUCCAGCACACUGAGCACCUGCAAAUAUCAAGGCAUGAUCUUAUGUUCCUCUACACUAUGUUUCUUGUGGUCACAAAGAUAAUCAUGAUGACUACAGAGACUCCUAUUGUGCCUUUUGCUCCUUUUGAGGCUACAGUAAGUCGAAUAUUGUUUGGCUGGCAGCAGCAGUUCUUACCAUGUGAAAAGAAAAGUGAAAUAAGCACAUCGACCACAAAGUCUACAGCUGUUAUUUCAGAUAAAGUUAAAAAGAAGGGCACUAAGAAGACUGAGUAAAUUUACUUGAUGAGUUUUAGAAGGCAAAAAAAUUUCUUAUCUAUCAGAUUGUGAUAAAUAUUUCUAUUGUAAAUGAUGUGAAAUAAAGAUUAUACAUAAGGAAUGGAGGUGACAAAAAGAAAGAACUUCUUUCUAUUUCAGGGAGACUAUCUCUUUCUGGAUUGUAAUUCUCCAGUGUUAUGAGUGUAUCAUGUGAAAUUGUUCUUCUAAAUUAUAUAAAAAUAUUGUGGUUAUUUUAUAGUUUUAUAUUGAUAAAAGCAGGCUAGAUUUUUCAGUGUUAGAGAAAGUGAACCUGUUAUCAUUGCAAAAUUACAAAAAUUAAAUCCUUUUUGUUUUCUUUAGAUAUUUUAAAAUCUAUUUGAGCUUUAGUUUAGCAAAAUUAAACUUCUAUUUCACAUUAUCAUUAUAAUUUCUAGAUACGGAAAACAAUUCCUGUUUAAUUUUGAACACUGGGAAAAGUAAACUUCACCUAAAUCACUUUAUAUUGCAAAGAAAGUAAAUUACUAGUUUAUAUCUCAGAUACAAACAUUGUAUAUUUCGCCCACCUUAUGUGGAAAGAUCUGAAAUUUUAUUAGUUUUUUUCUAGUAGUUUUUUUUCAGUGAGAACAGAGUAUUAGCAUGAGUUUCGAAGUUUAUUUCAUGCCCUUGUUUAUACUGUUGCUUUCUUCUCAAAAGAAAAUCAGGGGUAUGAUUUUUAAUAAAUUACUAAUCCUAUGUUUUGCUUUGUAAGUUUCAGUUGAGAAGCUAAUAUUUUUUUUCUCUCCUUAAAACUCAUUUGUUUUUUACUAUAGGAGAAAUUAUUCUCAGCAUUUCACAUAUUCUAUCUGAUUGAAUACACUGAUGGUAGUAUCAUCUUAAUGAUUCAACAAAAAGUAUUAUUUUAAUUUAAAAAUUUUCCUUUUAUGUCUCUUUUGUAAUGGGAACUUUUUAGUUUUCUAGUUGAAAUGUCUCUGACUAGUUUGUAUGUGUUUAUGUUGUAUUUUAAUAUGUAUGCACAUAUGUUAUUUUAUUUUAAAUUAAAAAUAAUUACCCUUAUGCGAAAAUGCUCAGCUCUUAUGAGAAUUGUCCUUGUGCCUUUGGCAGUAACCAGCUAACCAAGAAACAGAAACUAAAAUCUCAUAUGGUAGUCCACUUGAGUGAAAACUGAUGACAUUAUGUCUGGUUCCUUCUAGAUUUUCUUGCUUUAUUUUAUAGUUUAAAAGUCCAGUUAUGACUUUAAAAUUCUGUGACUGACAUUUCUUCUAUCCAGACUAUGAACCUGCCUAUCUGCAAAGAAUUAGUAUGUAUCCAACAUUUUUGGAUGGCUAAUCACAUUCAAAUUAAAAGUUUUAAAACAUUUUAAACAAAUACAAACACCAGCAGGGACUAUGCUUUUACUUGCUAAAAAAAGUUUCUGGGGUGUGGGGUAGGACCUUUGAUAGCUUUUGUAUACUAAGAAGUUUAUUUUUAAUAUUGUGACAAAAGGCAUUAAAAAUAUGAGUUCUUUGUUACAUUGAUACUCUUGUACUUUUCAAAAUUAACAUGUUACUAAUUGUUGACUUAGUUUUAAAGUUUGGGUUUGUAGUUGAAAUGACAGGAAUCUUGUUAUACACUGUGUUAAAGACAAAGCUAUUAAAAUAAGUUAUUUAGCACCAAUAAAGUUUACAUUAUUUUUAUGAUUUAAAAUAUGUAGUUUUUUUGAGUUACCCAUUCAGAACUCAUCAGGUGUUUUGACUGAUAGAGUGUGAACUAAAUAAUUACUGUCCAAAUGGGACUUUGGUACAAACUUUAAAAAUCUAUGCAAGCUUCCUAAAACCUUCAGUUCAAGGAUCUUAGGAGAAAGCUAUAUUGGAGAACAUAGCUUAAGCUGAAACUCCCAUCCUGAAUCUACCUUGCUGCCCAGAGACUUGACGAGAUUUGCAAAGCAGAUUGUUAGACUCCUUACCCAACACGUAGCAUAAAUGAGACCUUUUGACCGGCUUAACAGCCUAUUAUUGGUAGCCCUGAGAAAGUCAAGACCUGGUAGGUCUCCUUACCUAAAAGGAGAUAAAAAGCUGACAAGAACAUUGGCUGGCUUAACUCCGUGAUUUCACAUUUUAAUAAAAUGUGGCCAAAUUAAUACCAAAUUCUGACUUUUUAGAUUAGUCAUUCUUCCUUGCUGAGGGUAAAGGCUGCAGGAGCCAAAUAUGUGGAAUGGGUGUAUUUUUUGUUUGAAUGUAUUUUUUGUUUACUCCUUUAAGGCCCAACACCAUUUCAUUAAAAUCUACCUCAAAUCACAAAUUGAUUACAAUUGAGUUUUACACUUGUGAAAGACUCCAAGAGAGUAGUGGGGGAAGGUUGUCAAACAUUUUAAUUUUGUCCAUUUUCAGUGGGUAAUUGUGAUUUUUAUGGUUUUUGACUUGCAUUUUCCUGAUGAUUAAUGAUGUAGAGUACUUUUUUUGUGUGUGCACAAUGGCCAUUUGUUUAUCGCCCUCUGUAAAGUGUCUCUUCGGAUCUUUUGCCCAUGUUUUAUUGGAGUUGUCUUUUUAUUAUUAAGUUGUAGGAGUUCUUUAUUUAUCUUGGAUAUUGAUCCUUUGUAAAACAGGUAUUUUGCACUUAUUUUCUUUCUGGUCUGUGGCUUACCUAUUCAUUUUUAUAAUGAUGCCUUUUAAUGAGCAUGGAUUUUUAAUUUUGAAGCAAUCUAAUUUCCCAGUAUUUUACUCAUAGUUAUUAUUUUCUGUCUAAAGAAACUUUUGCCUACCUCCAAGUCAUGACAUUGUUUGCCCAUCUGCGGAAUCUGAAACAAAGGAGAAACACUUAAAAGAGAACACUGUACUGUUAUGUAAAUUAAUAAUUUUGUCACUCAGCAAGUCACUUAGCUCUAAUUUUUGACUCUGAUUUUUGAAAAUCAUUGUACAGCUUAUAUAUUGAUAACUUUUUCUGAGCUUGUGAUACAAUUAUCCAUUAAAGGAAUUUAGGACUUUUCUGUAUGUGUCUAUUUAGGGACUUUUUGUAGGCAGGUUUGAUCUUGGUUUGCCACAAUUCUGAUAUUUAAGUUAAGAGAUGGUGAAUAAGAAUGUGGUAACAGAAAUUUUUUUAAAAAUGAAGUAAAUUCUCUAAGCUCAGAGUAGGUACAGAACUGGUUGGAAAGGUAGUGGUCGAAAUAUAUAUCCCAUUAGUGCAUGUGUGUGGUGACAGAGUGUGGAGCAGAGGUCUGAUAGGAAAAUUAAUAGACCUUAGAUUAAUUCACAUGCAGGCUGUCUGGUAAUUCAUGACACUUAAUAACGAGAAUUAAGAUUUCAUUGGGAUCAAGAAAAAUGAAGCAAUUUGUAUGUUGGGAUUAUUAUCAGCAAACAAUGGUUUAGUGAAGGAGAGAGAAAAGAAGGGACUUCUGUCAGACAAAUUUAUUUUUACU
Molecule: messenger RNA, 4358 nt
Organism: Myotis myotis
Lineage: Eukaryota; Metazoa; Chordata; Mammalia; Chiroptera; Vespertilionidae
Gene: TMEM38B
Product: transmembrane protein 38B
Exons: 6
Coding region: 131-985 (284 amino acids)
Biological process (GO): potassium ion transmembrane transport
Cellular component (GO): membrane
Molecular function (GO): potassium channel activity; identical protein binding
Source: RefSeq, a predicted model, not a curated record